AUUUAUUUAAGUUUCAGAGUGUUGACUUGUUCACCGCAUUGUUGCUUCCACAUAAGAGUUUAUUUCUUCAUGCUUUGCAAUCAUCUUCAUCGGAGAGCAAGUCAUUCGUACUCGUGCCAACUUAUCGUCUUCGCUGAAAAGGGCAUAUUUCCAUGUCGGAAAGGGGAUCACGUGAUAAGGGAGAAACAAGUGACUCAAAGCCUGGCAUCAAAGAUAUUAUACAUGGCUUGGGAAAGCGAAAAACCAAACUAGGGGAUCAGGUUAGAAUCAAGUACCAACUUUUGGGUGAGUCCGGUAAAGUUGAAGAUGAAAAAGGCCCUUUUGACCUGACGCUGGGGGCCAGAGACCACACAUAUGGCCAAGUUCAUGCAGGACUUGAUGAGGGAGUUCGUGGUAUGAAAAUCGAAGGAACGAGAGAACUGAAAAUCGGACCAGAAUUUUGUCCACAAGAUAUGCCAAACAAUUGGAGGAAAAUAGUCGGACUUCCUCAAAAGGAGAAAGCGAUGACGUUCCAUGUAACACUUAUAGCAAUAUUGAAUGAGGAGGUAGAGAAGAAAGAUGGAACUCAAGAACAUAAGGAAGGAGGGGUAGUGUCUUCGACAUAAGACUUUUAAGCCCCUUGGAAUAUCCUUUCACUUCAUUUCAUCACUUUAAUAAAUAAAAAUAUUGCUUAUUAACUCCUUAGAAUUUUAAGAGGGGAGAAGAUCUAACCUCUCCAUUUUUUUAUUAUCAUUUUCUCUCCAUUUCUCUAAUCAUAACCAUGCAUCAUUUAUUAAAUCUAUGACUAAAACAAAUUCAUUUAAUGCAGUGAUAUCAAUAGUUAUGAUUGGGAAGUAGAGAGAAAGGAAUGAUAUGGAAAUGAAGAGGUUCAUCUCCCUUUGAAGUGAUUGUGUUGGUGUUAAUGUUGUGCUACUACGUACAUGGAAUUUGUUUGGAGUAAAAUAAGAGCUUGCACUUGGUGGCUCUUCAAUGUAACGUAAAUGAGUUUUACAGACAUUAUAUAUAUUGGAUGAAAAGUCGAAAUUCACCAAUUUA
This is a messenger RNA of Prosopis cineraria, 1035 nucleotides long. RefSeq lists its product as uncharacterized. Lineage: Eukaryota; Viridiplantae; Streptophyta; Magnoliopsida; Fabales; Fabaceae. The record is from RefSeq and is a predicted model, not a curated record. Gene Ontology annotation, molecular function: peptidyl-prolyl cis-trans isomerase activity. The coding region runs from base 153 to 605 and encodes 150 amino acids. The transcript has 6 exons.